AUGAUAGGAGGAAAACUGGAUAAGGGUUGGAUGUUCCUGGCUGAUAGAUGGUGUGAUGAAUAUAGGAAUGGACUAGAGAAAUUUUUGACAAUGGCAAAACAGCACAAAGGUGAUAAACCAAAGAUUAGAUGUCCAUGCAGAAAAUGCAGAAAUGUGAAGUACUACUCUGUUCAUGUUGUUGAGAGUCAUCUGCUGUAUAAGGGGAUGGAUAGUACUUAUACAUAUUGGAAAUUUCAUGGGGAAACUCUACCUAAUGAAAAUUCAAAUGUUCAUUCAUGUUGUGAUAAUGAGCAUGAAAUUAAUGCUAACAAUGCAGAAGUAAAUGAUGACGAAAUGCAAGAAAUUUUAGAAGACAUCUAUUGGGGGACCUUUAAUGAAGAAGAAUUAAAUGGUGGGAGUAAUAAGGAGGUUUCUUCUAGAAAAGAAGAUGAGUUAGAAAAAUUUGAUAGAUUAUUUAAAGAUGCUAAGCGGGCCUUAUAUCCUAGCUGCAAAAAGUAUUCAAUAUUACUUUUUGUUGUAAAAUUGCUACACUUGAAGGUACUCAAUCGAUGGAGUAAUAAAUCUUUUACCAUGCUUCUUCAACUAUUGAAGGACUCCUACCCCGAUGAUAACUUACUUCCAUCCUCUUACUAUGAUUCAAGAAAGUUAUUGGGGGGCAUUGGGUUGCGAUGUGACCUGAUUCAUGCAUGCAAGAAUGACUGUGUUCUCUUUUGGAAGGAAUAUGAAGGAUUGGAUCAUUGUCCAAAAUGUUUUCAAUCUAGAUGGAAAAUAAAUGAUGGCAAAAGUAAAAAAAUUCCUCAGAAGAUUCUUCGCUACUUUCCUUUGAAACCAAGACUGCAGAGACUAUUUAUGUCAAGAAAAAUAGCAUCUUAUAUGAGAUGGCACAAGGAAAAAUGA
Molecule: messenger RNA, 897 nt
Organism: Coffea arabica (coffee)
Lineage: Eukaryota; Viridiplantae; Streptophyta; Magnoliopsida; Gentianales; Rubiaceae
Source: RefSeq, a predicted model, not a curated record